Dioscorea cayenensis subsp. rotundata (Guinea yam) is the source of this 1275-nucleotide messenger RNA. RefSeq names its product protein tesmin/TSO1-like CXC 5. The transcript is spliced from 9 exons. Lineage: Eukaryota; Viridiplantae; Streptophyta; Magnoliopsida; Dioscoreales; Dioscoreaceae. Gene Ontology annotation, molecular function: DNA-binding transcription factor activity. The record is from RefSeq and is a predicted model, not a curated record. The coding region runs from base 1 to 1113 and encodes 370 amino acids.
AUGGAGCACCCGAACAAUCUCAACAACAACAACAGCCAAGAUGAUGGAGGUGGCAUGCACAGAAAAAGAUCAGUUUCUGCUGAUUUGGAUGAACUCCCAAAACAACAGAAAACAUCUGGAUUUCCACCUAUUCAACUUGGUCAUGGACCUUAUGGUAUUAACAUCAAUCAACAAAGAUACUCAGACCAUCAGCUUGGACCAAAAUUAAAAGUUUCACAAAACAAUCUCACAAGAAAUAAUAAUUUGCUUCACGGUUCGGUUUAUCCGUCACAUGUGCGACAACAGGCACUUGGAUUAUCUCAGUUUUCAGGAUCAGGGUCUAACUUUGGUUUCAUAAAAAAUUCAGAAAAUCCAAGCAGUAAUAAUGGUGGUGAAUCCAGCAGACAAAGAGAAAAUUCUGAAGGUCCUAAGGGCAAAGGUUGCAAGAGGUGCAAUUGCAAAAAAACAAAAUGCUUGAAUUUAUACUGUUACUGUUAUUUAAGCAAACAAUAUUGUAGUGUAGAUUGUAAAUGCCAAGACUGUGAAAAUAUUGUUGACAAUGAACAUGGGGUAACUGCUGCCCAAAACGUGUUGUUGGCAAGCAAUCCAACCGCAUUUGGUCCUAAGAUCAUUGGAGAUGAACAUAGGAAAGGAUGCACUUGCAAGAACUCCAGUUGCGAGAAAGGAUAUUGUGAUUGCAAGGCGAACAAUGUCAAAUGUACCGUUAAGUGCAGGUGCAUAAACUGCAAGAAUCCUUGUGGUGCCAGAGAUUAUGGAGAAAUUGCAGUACCUGGAGAAACGAACAUUCAAGCAGAACAGGAUAAUAUGACAGCAACUUUGCCGGUGGGACUGCACCCGCUGCCUCAACAACAGCCGGCACCAAACUACAGCUAUGGAAGUAUGGGAAAUAGUGAGAAUCAAUUGCGUCAUGCUUCUCUGCCUGCAAGGUGGGAAACAUUUCUAGCAUCUCAGCGUCAGCACUUUCCCUCAAAUUCACAUCAUCCUUCUGUCAACAAUAGAGUAGAUUCUGCCAGAAUGAUGCAAGGUUCACAGGGAUUCUCAAACAUAAAUGCUCCCUCAAAACAACAACAACAGCAGCAGCAGCAGCAGCAGCAGCAGCAGCAGCAGCAGUAAUACAGGGUGGUCUCCAUGUCAAAUUCUCAGUCACUAACCGAACUGAGACUGGAUGAUUCCUCAUCACCUCAACAAUCUGACAAUGUUUCAAUUUCUUAGUGAAGACCAGGAAAAACAGAAUGAAUGAAGUUUAGUUAUUAUUGUUAUUAGUAUUAUCAUUAU